Penicillium canariense is the source of this 3375-nucleotide messenger RNA. RefSeq names its product putative histone transcription regulator Hir1 (gene hir1). Gene Ontology annotation, cellular component: HIR complex; nucleus. Gene Ontology annotation, biological process: chromatin remodeling; DNA-templated transcription; regulation of DNA-templated transcription. The coding region runs from base 1 to 3375 and encodes 1124 amino acids. NCBI's taxonomy places the organism in Eukaryota, Fungi, Ascomycota, Eurotiomycetes, Eurotiales, Aspergillaceae. The transcript is spliced from 3 exons. The record is from RefSeq and is a predicted model, not a curated record. Gene Ontology annotation, molecular function: nucleosome binding; protein binding.
AUGGAGGUAUGCUACUCUCUGCAGCGGAGCCCCUUCUUCUUGGAUUUUGGGAAGGAAGAGAUACCUGGGUUUGCUUGGAGGCGGCGUAAAGCUAUCGCCAAGCUGGUUUCGGACACUGGGGCUAAUUCGUGCGCUUCCGUAGGGGAACGGAAAGAUUUCGAAGUUUACAGCUGCGAUGUCUCGCCCGAUGGAAAGAGAUUAGUGACUGCUGCUGGAGGUGAGCCUUUGCUGGUCUUUGAGCUGGAUGGAACGCAGACGGGUGCAAGCCUGAUGCUAACACUUUACUUUCGGUGCGCUUUAGAUGGAUACGUCCGGAUCUGGUCUACGGAGGCCAUAUACAACACUGGUAAUCCGGAGUUCGCAAGCAAGCCGAAACAGCUCGCCUCAAUGAGCAAUCAUUCUGGCACGAUUCAUACUGUUCGCUUCUCGCCCAAUGGCAAGUACCUUGCCUCCGGGGCGGACGAUAAGAUCGUCUGCGUGUACACGCUUGAUUCGAAUCCUCCAACACACUCCACAUUCGGCUCGGACGAGGCACCCCCGGUCGAGAACUGGCGCACAAUUCGGCGAUUGAUCGGCCACGACAACGAUGUGCAGGAUUUGGGAUGGUCGCACGACUCGUCGAUUCUGGUCUCCGUCGGUCUCGACUCGAAGGUUGUCGUGUGGUCGGGGCAUACGUUCGAGAAGCUGAAAACACUAGCCGUGCACCAGAGUCACGUCAAGGGUAUCACCUUCGACCCGGCGAACAAGUACUUUGCCACGGCCAGUGACGAUCGUACCGUGCGCAUCUUCCGUUUUACGUCCCCUGCCCCGAACUCCAGCGCCCAUGACCAGAUGAAUAAUUUCGUCUUGGAACAUACCAUCUCCGCACCCUUUGCUAACUCUCCCCUGACCGCAUAUUUCCGCCGCUGUUCCUGGUCGCCAGAUGGUAUGCAUAUCGCUGCUGCGAAUGCCGUCAACGGCCCGGUCAGCUCGGUUGCCAUUAUCAACCGUGGCUCUUGGGAUGGAGAUAUCAACCUCAUCGGGCAUGAAGCACCUGUCGAGGUUUGCUCAUUUUCUCCCCGUCUCUACUCAAGGGAGCCGGUGGAUCCGAAGCAGCCUGACAACCACGCAGCGCAGCACCAUAUAACUGUGAUUGCGUGUGCUGGAGCAGAUAAGUCACUAAGUGUCUGGAUCACGAGCAAUGCGCGCCCGAUCGUGGUUGCACAGGAAAUGGCCGCCAAGUCGAUCUCGGAUCUCGCAUGGAGCCCCGAUGGCACCUGUCUCUAUGCUACGGCUCUGGAUGGCACAAUUGUGGCUGUGCGAUUUGAGGAUGGCGAGCUGGGCUGGGCAACAGAGAUGGAAGAGAAUGAAAAGUCGCUCACCAAGUUUGGAACGAAUCGCAAGGGCGCCGGUAUCACAGAGACUACCGAUAGUCUGCUGCUAGAGGAGAAGAGCAAAGCUGGGGAGAUCAAGGGUGUAGAGGGCCGAAUGGGUGCGCUGAUGGGCGAUGGUCAUGCCGAACCUGCUGUCAACGGAGGAUCCGCAUCGCAGCCAUCGAAUGGCACAACACCUGCUCGAGUCCCGUCACCAGCCCCAGAGACGAACAAGACGCAGACGAAUGGGACUUCUUCAACACCUGCCGCCGAAGCUGCGAAGCCAGAUCCGUACCAUGCCAAGUUGGAGAGGUUGAAGCAACGACCGACGUACACAAAAGAAGGCAAGAAGCGUAUUGCACCCUUGCUGGUUUCUGGAGCUGGAGCUGGCGAAUCUUCUCUUCCCCAGGCCCGUUUGAUGGCGUCUGUUAGCAGUCAGGUCAAAGCCGAUGCCCCAACGUCACUUGUUGACCUUUCGAAGCCGUUUGAUGGCUUGCCGAAGGGUGGCUUGACUGCUCUACUCUUCGGGAAUAAGCGUAAACUUGCGCAGCUGGAAGGCGAUGAGGAGGGUCUGGCUGAGAAGCGUGUCGCUGUUGCAAGUCAGAACGGCGCCACUCCCAUCAUGGCGAACACGCCUGAUGGCCUUCUACCAGCGGUUGUGCAACCUGCAGCAACCGGCCAAGAACCAACCCCCGACUUCAUCCGUCCUGCAGUCACGAACCCCUGCAUGUCCGUUAGCCAGGUGCGGUUAGCAGUCCCUAAGAUUCGCAGUCACAUCCUCCGUGCACUUGACCCUAAUGGGAAACCCACUGAGCCACCUGCCCAGGCAGGCGACUCAAGUUCAAAAGACAAAGGCCGCGUUGAUGUGGUCUUCGAGGCGCGGAAUCCCUCGCCGGCCAGCCUGACCGGGCGGGCAGUGGACCGCGAGCCAGUCCGCCUUACUCUUUUCCGCGGGGAGCAGCCAUUGUGGCAAGACUUUUUGCCCAAAUCUGUGCUCCUUGUCACUGGAAAUCAGAGCAUGUGGGCCGCUGCUUGUGAAGACGGUUCUGUUUACCUCUGGACUCCUGCAGGCCGCCGCUUGGUAAACGCGCUGGUCUUGGAAGCACAGCCAGUCAUCUUGGAGUGCAAUGGUCCCUGGAUCAUGUGUAUCUCUUCGGUGGGCAUGUGCUAUGUCUGGAACGUGAAGCACCUGUCCUCCCCGCACCCUCCUGUCUCUCUCCAGCCCGUUCUCGACGCUGCUCUCCACACUAUGGGCGGCAAUCCCACCGCAGCACCCGCCGUCACAGAUGCACGCAUCAACUCCGAAGGCCGGAUAGUUGUUUCCCUCACCAACGGCGAGGGAUACUCCUACUCACCGUCCAUGUACACGUGGCAACGCGUCUCGGAGGCGUGGUGGGCCGUCGGCAGCCAGUAUUGGAACUCGACUGAUGCGCCAGUGGGCAACCUGCAGGCUAGAGAGGCCAAUCAAGAUACCAAAGAUGCAAAGGCAGCUGUCUCGGCCGGCAUCAUUCCCUUUCUGGAGCGCAACACCACCAAUGAGACCCUCCUGCGGGGCCGAGCUUACUUCCUGCAGCGGCUUAUCAAAGUCCUUCUCUCGCGCGAAGGCUAUGAAACAUUCGAGUCUAGUGUUUCCAUUGCCCAUUUGGAGAACCGCAUGGCUGCUGCUUUAUCGCUGGGUGCGAAGGAGGAGUUCCGCCUGUACCUGAACAUGUAUGCAAAGCGCAUUGGUGCGGAGGGAUUGAAGGGUAAGGUUGAAGAGCUGCUAAAGGGCUUGAUCGGUGGCCUUUUCGACGACGAGGAAGGGACAGAGGCUGUUUCCAGGCUGCAGGUCAAUGAGCGUGACGGCCGCAAUUGGCGCGAGGGAUCCGACGAUCUUUGUGGCUGGCCGCGGGAGACCCUUCUGAAGGAGGUGAUCCUUGCUCUCGGUAAAUAUCGCGAACUCCAGCGGGUUACGGUCCCAUAUGCUAAGCUCCUGGACAUGGUUGAUACCGCAUCCGAGGCUGGCGAUGCGAUGGAUUUAUAA